Messenger RNA from Trachymyrmex cornetzi, 1198 nucleotides. RefSeq lists its product as uncharacterized. Bases 269 to 661 code for a protein of 130 amino acids. NCBI's taxonomy places the organism in Eukaryota, Metazoa, Arthropoda, Insecta, Hymenoptera, Formicidae. The transcript is spliced from 3 exons. The record is from RefSeq and is a predicted model, not a curated record.
UUUUCAUCUUUUUAUUUUUCAUCGCUUUGAGCCAUGAAUUAUUCCCAUUUUGAAAAAGCGAAAAAGUACGAUGCGACCCGAACGGAGCCGCAACAGAACGCGAAGAUUCGUUUGUCAACUUUCGCAUGGAACCGCCAGUUCCUUGUUUAACCUGAUUUGGAAAGUGGUUCGCGGUCAAAAUUACCUCGGUGGAAGUCACUCUGCUCCUACGUACCGAGGAUGCGAAGUGUCCCUCCCAGGUCCUGAGAAAUUCUAGGAUUUAUCGCCAAUGUGCGCUACGCGUUCUCGUCAACCUUACGGCGGCGUACAUCGUAAUUCUGAGAGGGACCAUCCACAUCCCGCGGUACAGGCUCCUCAUCCUCCUCAUCCCGUUCCUUAUCCUUUCUACCCACCUUCCGCGUAUUCACAUUGCCCUUCGUACGAUCCCUACGCGGCAUAUCACUGCCCGAGCUCAUUUUAUCCACCGCCCUAUUGCGUUCACGACAUUACUAAGGAAGAACCCGCGGUUUGGUCUUGGACUACCGUUGUUCUCCUCUUUCUUCUUGCGAUCGGUUUGCUCGUGAUUGUUUACCGUAGCCUCUCUCGCGAGUCUCGCCGAAAUAUCGCUGCUUGGCUGCGCUCGCCCAGACUCGCUUCACAGGGCUAUAAUCGCGGGGACUGAGUUCCGUAAAGAGAUCGAGUCCCCUGCAUGAGGAACCUGCCUUGAUUUUGUCCAUCUUUCUCGACUCGUGCAGACCGCGAAGACACAAGACGCGGCUCAGAAUUAUCCCGCGGAAUUUCUCCGGUGUACCGAGCGGAACGGAGAUUACGGUCCUUCGUGCGUGGAUCCCGGCGAAUCCUCCUCAUUAACAGACACGGUAACGAAGACAUUCGUAAAUCCUGUCUACGAGAACAACGAUCGAGACGAAAGCGAAAUUGAAGAUAACGAGACCGUCCAAAACGAGUUCGUGGCAGAUACUGAUAGAUUUCGAUCAAUCCAUCGGUAUUUCCAUUUCGAAAAGUGAUUGCGAGACAAUAACGAGAAAACGCAGAAAGCAAAGUAAAAUCUGAAGUAUACAAAGGAACUCCAAUACAAUCACCUGAUUGAGUAAAUACUGAGUAAUCAACGAGAGCAAAUCGAGCUUGAUCAGAAGGAGGUAUACGCAUGGCCCGUUCGGCACAAGCCGCGGGUCUGUUCGCGUGGGUAGGAUGGCCCUUC